This is a messenger RNA of Bactrocera tryoni, 966 nucleotides long. RefSeq names its product oocyte zinc finger protein XlCOF15-like. The record is from RefSeq and is a predicted model, not a curated record. Lineage: Eukaryota; Metazoa; Arthropoda; Insecta; Diptera; Tephritidae. The transcript has 2 exons. Gene Ontology annotation, molecular function: RNA polymerase II transcription regulatory region sequence-specific DNA binding; DNA-binding transcription factor activity, RNA polymerase II-specific. Gene Ontology annotation, cellular component: nucleus. Bases 214 to 834 code for a protein of 206 amino acids. Gene Ontology annotation, biological process: regulation of transcription by RNA polymerase II.
UAUGACAAUGUUUUUCGAAGCCGAAGCAGAAAUAAUAUUUUAUAGACAGUAAGCAUAAUUAUUAUUUGGGUGCGGUAUCAAUUAACCAUAUUUAUGCACGGAAAUUUAACAACCUGCUGAAAUCCACCUGCACAUAUGUAUGUUAAUUAGUAAAAUACUGAAAAUACUAACUGUCUACAUACGCACACUAUAUUGAGCCAUUAGAAAACUAAAAUGUUGCACUGUAGCGAGUUCGAUUAUGAAAAUGAAAACUUUGCAAACACUACAGCUUUCGAUGUUGAUAUUGAAUUGCUCGACGAUAAGGGUACUGCUGAAUCUGUCGAAAAACCUACUAUUAUUAGAAGAAGUAAGGGCCGCCCACCUAAACGUUACGAUUUCCAAUUCAAAUGCGAACAAUGUGACUUUGUUAGCGCCUAUGCAAAGUAUUUUCGUACUCAUAUGUCUCAAACACAUAAAGAUGAAUCAAUGCGUAUAUUCAAAUGUACACAAUGCCCUGAAGCAUAUGUGGAGGAGCGUUUUCUACAAGAGCAUGUGAAAUAUUUACACGAUUGUGUGCCACGUCAACCGAAGUUCAUCUGCGCCAAGUGUGGUAAAGGAUUUCCAAAACAAUCACAUCUCACGCGACAUUCCUAUGUUCAUGAUCCAGCGAAGAAACCUUUUCUAUGCGAUCGCUGUUCUAAGCGGUUCACAAGCCAGUCCACGUUAGAUCGUCACAUUGAAGCGAAACAUAUUGAGCAGAAAGCGCAUACUUGUGCAGAUUGCGGAAAGGCUUUUGGUCAUAUUUACGGCCUAAAAGCACACAGAAUGCGUUUGCACAAAAUGAAGGUUGAAUAGUUGCAUUUUACUUUAUUUAUUUUCAAAUCAAUUCAUAUUUGCUGUUUCAAAUAUAUAAAAGACUUAAGACAGAAACUUGCACAAAGUUUUGUGCUUAAUUUAAAAAGUUUAUAUUUUUCAUAGUAUUAAAAA